This is a messenger RNA of Botrytis deweyae, 1869 nucleotides long. RefSeq lists its product as uncharacterized. The record is from RefSeq and is a predicted model, not a curated record. The transcript has a single exon. The coding region runs from base 1 to 1869 and encodes 622 amino acids. NCBI's taxonomy places the organism in Eukaryota, Fungi, Ascomycota, Leotiomycetes, Helotiales, Sclerotiniaceae.
AUGGCUACACAACAAGUUUUGAAGUCGGCAAAUUCAGACGAAAAGAUUGAGACUACUAUGAACACAUCUCUCUCUUCAUCGACAUCCUCAAUGAGUCAAAUCAUGAAUCGCACGUCAAGGAACACAUUGUCUCCCCUCGAAAUCAAAGAACUUAAGAGCGCCCUCAUCAGCAUUCCACAAGAAGUUCGGGACAUGAUUUAUUCAUACCUCCUGGUAAACCCAGUCCUAGGAGAAGCCACUUCAGUCUCGUCAGAAACUACCUAUGGCAGCACUCAGAAGUACGAUCUAGACACUGCAAUCCUUUAUGUGUGCAAGCAGACAUACCGGGAAGGCAUUUCCAUCUUGUACAAAAACCCUAUUUUCAUAGACUGCAGCAAUAGUCCUGGUGAUUGGGAUUUCACAGAUGGUGUCUUCGACGACCGUUGUUUGGAAGAUGAAGAAGAUGAAAAAAAUGGAAUCCUGGAGCCCUAUAUCAUCAAUCUCUGCCCAUUGACCCGGUACACAAAUUGUCAGCGCAAAAAGCAUCAAGACAAGCCAUUGUUUCGCAAUACCCCAAACAUUGAAAAGGUAAAGAUUUGGAACGUCCUCUUGAACUCUUUCAAAAUGGAUUGCUGGUACGAUCCUCUCAGCUCAAAUGCUUUUGCUGAAUUCUGUAUGUCAGUAUGUCCGUACCCGAAUAUCUCCUUUAGCAUCUCAAUUCUGCCUUUGACCUUCCAUUCAAGUCAAAUCCAAACAGAAGCAGGAUCAUUUUUUAUGGAGAAAGGCUUGGUCAACAAUCUAUUGCCAUUAAAGAUGAUACGAAAUAUCAAGAGACUUGUUAUCAAAUGUUCUGAACUCCCUAUGAUUCCGGACUACUGUUAUCACCGAGAUCACGGAAGAAAGCUACGGCCUGCAGACUUGAGUGUACCUGACUUACCUUCGCUGGAGCUCAUCAGUGAGUACGUCAAGAUUACUAGUGGAGCCACUCCUGUUAUUGAAUGUGUAUAUCUUAUGGGGGAAAGAUUGAGAGAGUAUUUCUGGUUGUUCCAUCGUGCAGAAAUUGUGGUGAUCAACAGAUCGUUUGUGGGCUUUCGAAGCAGCAUCCGAGUCCAUGAUACUUUGAUUCGCCCACCUGAGGCCGUCGGUGGUGGACUGGUCAUCCAAGAAGAUGAACAAAGUUUCCUCGAUUGCGGAGAACUAAUUGACGCUAUCGGAGGUCCUUCUCUUGAACACACUGAAACCGCCGAGGAGAUUCUCUGUUUCAAGCAGUACCGGGGAGAGUUACUUCAAGUCCUAGAGCCUGAAUACCAGAAUGUUCGUGCUUGUUCUAUUAAAUUUCGGGAGUUUCUUCAAAGCGAAAGCGGCCCAACCGGAGUUUUUGUAAUCGGGCCUUCCAGAGCCGUUGAUCGACAAGAUUACUGGACCAGAGUAACAAGGGCUAUGGAAGUACUAGAGGAAUACGAAUACUCAUUUGUAAGGGGAAAGUCAGAGAAACUAAGGCUUUCUUUAGCAGAAAAAAACAAUUAUUUUGUGUUGACGUAUGUGUCGGGUGAGUCAAGAAUGGUAAUGAAGAAGAUAGCCUGGGCAUACGAAAGAAGGAUGUGGAAGGAACUUAUGUUUUAUUACAAAAUCGCAAUCAGACGCAUGGAAAAGCACUAUGUCAAAAUAAGAUGGUGCCGAACAGACCUUUUCAAAUGGGAUGUUUCUGACAGAGGCUCUGAUCUGGACACUCAUUCUGAUAUGGUGGAGGCAAUUGUUUGGCCGAAGCCGGAGUUAAAUUCAGAACACGACCAGGAGCAUAUAGCCGAGAUCUCCAAGGGUGAGACAAGUGACACAGAUCUUGAGGAUUCUAUAUGCGUUGGCGAUAAUCGUGAUGAUGAUGCUUGGUAG